This is a messenger RNA of Anopheles bellator, 1227 nucleotides long. RefSeq lists its product as uncharacterized. Lineage: Eukaryota; Metazoa; Arthropoda; Insecta; Diptera; Culicidae. The transcript is spliced from 3 exons. The record is from RefSeq and is a predicted model, not a curated record.
AUGGGUGAAAGUAUAAAAGAAUAUUUAGAGAGGAUUGAUAUCUUCUUUAUGGUGAACAAAGUAGAAGAUAGAAUGAAAGGAGUAAUGUUGCUGACGCUGGGAGGAGCGGCGUUGUAUAGUUUAGUCGCGAAAUUAGUGUUCCCGGAGGAACCAAAAGAAGUGACAUACGGAAAAUUGUGUAUAAAGUUGAGGGAGCAUUUGGAACAGAAAGUGAACGUGGUAGCGGAGCGAUUUAAUUUCAGAAGGUGUGAUCAAAAGGAUCAGUCAGUAGCGGAAUAUAUAGUGGAACUGAAAGCGCUCGCGCAAUCAUGUAACUUUAAGUGUUGCCUUACAGAAUCUCUGCGCGAUCAGUUAGUCGCGGGUGUAAAAGAUGAAGGGUUGAGGAAACGGCUUCUACGGGAGGCAGAUCUGACCUUCGCGAGCGCAGAGAACAUAGCAAGGUGUUGGGAAGCAGCCGAUGAGCAAAAUGAGGCAUUCACGGCGAAGGAGAAGCCCGGAGAAAUGGCGGCAAUUAAGUACGCGCCAAAAACUAGCGUCGGUCCAAAAACGUACAACUACCGCGAGAGCCCAAAUAAAAAUUACGUGGCUAAGUGCUACAAAUGUGGACGGCCGCACAACGCACAGACAUGCCCGGCACGCUUGUGGCAGUGUUUUAACUUGUUCAUUCUAAAAAAGUAUUUGUUAGAUGAAAGGUUUAAAUCCAUCAGCAUACAGAGGAAAAUUAACAGGUUCCUUUUAAACUAUAGAAAUAGUCCGUGCACGGUAACAAAGGUCACGCCAGCGGAGAGAGUGUUCUGCUAUACACCACAUACGCUAUUGGCAAAGGUGAAUCCUACAAAGGCUCACCAAGAAGGCACCCCAAAGAGGGAAGGAGCAGGAGUCCAGAGCACAGUCCCAAUAAGGUCAAGGGAAGAAUCGUAUGAGGAAGAAUAAGAAGUGUAUUAUCGAAAUCACUUCAGGGAAACGGUCAGGUGGAUACCAGCGGUCAUUAAAAAGAAGAUUAGUCGACUGAGGUACCUAAUUAGUGUGAACGGAAUAGUGCGGAUGGUGCAUCAGAAUCAGGUACGCAAGAAGCAGAAUGCGCGGGAGAUGAACAAAUGGGUUUACCCAAUGCAACCAAGUCAAGCUAGGAGUGCAAGGAAAAGGAAGAGAAGUGAGUCGAGUCCACCACCCUUACGCCGAUCGAAGCGGCUAGAAGGGCAACCAAGGUUUAAGUAUCCGCGAUAG